AUAAAAAGGAAAGAAGAAGAGGACGACGAUGGCUGUAAAUAUGUGACCAUGAAAAUGGCGAGAGAGAGGCUGAGAUAAUUUGUCUUAUCCCUUAACAAAAGAUAAAGACUUUUAAUGAUCGGAAGGAGCAAGAUGAUGGGGCCACACGAACCAUACACAGAUAGAGAUACUCACAACAACACACCUUCAGUUUCAAAUAAAGAGCUUUUCUUCAGUUGCUCAGUGAGUUUUAAGUUAAACCAACCAUGGCGAAGAUGAUGAUGUUGCAACAUCAUCAGCCUUCUUUCUCUCUUCUUACUUCUUCUCUCUCUGAUUUCAAUGGCGCUAAGCUCCAUUUACAAGUCCAGUACAAGAGGAAGGUUCAUCAGCCAAAAGGAGCACUCUAUGUUUCAGCAUCGACUGAAAAGAAGAUUCUGAUUAUGGGUGGCACUCGAUUCAUCGGUGUGUUCUUGUCCAGGCUCCUUGUCAAAGAGGGACAUCAGGUUACAUUGUUCACAAGGGGUAAGUCUCCUAUUGCCAAACAAUUGCCCGGUGAAUCUGACCAAGACUUUGCUGAUUUUUCUUCCAAGAUUCAUCACUUGAAAGGAGACAGAAAGGACUAUGACUUUGUCAAGUCAAGUCUUUCAGCAGAAGGCUUCGAUGUUGUCUAUGAUAUCAACGGUAACAUCUGGUCUCUUUGGUACAUCUACUGUUCUUCAGCUGGUGUUUAUCUGAAAUCUGAUAUCUUGCCACACUGUGAGGAGGAUGCAGUUGACCCUAAGAGCAGGCACAAGGGGAAGCUGGAGACUGAGAGCUUACUGCAAACAAAAGGUGUAAACUGGACUUCUAUCCGUCCUGUGUACAUCUACGGUCCAUUGAACUACAACCCCGUGGAAGAAUGGUUCUUUCACCGUCUAAAAGCUGGUCGCCCAAUACCAGUUCCAAACUCUGGGAUACAGAUCUCACAACUCGGUCACGUUAAGGACUUGGCAACAGCCUUUCUCAACGUGCUUGGUAACGAAAAAGCCAGCAGAGAGAUAUUCAACAUCUCAGGGGAUAAAUACGUCACUUUUGAUGGGUUAGCAAAAGCUUGCGCAAAGGCUGGUGGGUUUCCAGAGCCAGAGAUUGUCCACUACAACCCGAAAGAGUUCGACUUUGGGAAGAAGAAGGCAUUCCCUUUCCGUGACCAGCAUUUCUUUGCAUCGGUGGAGAAAGCAAAGCGUGUCCUGGGGUGGAAACCAGAGUUCGACUUGGUUGAGGGUCUCACUGACUCAUACAACCUUGAUUUCGGUCGUGGAACUUUCCGGAAAGAAGCGGAUUUCACCACUGAUGAUAUGAUUCUAAGCAAGAAACUUGUUCUUCAAUCCUAAGAAUCGCUCAUAGUUGGCUUGUUUUGAUUGUGAUCAACCGGAUCUCUUUAAGAUACUCACAUUUAUUGUCAUCUCACGUCUAUUUUCGUUUGAAGAGCCGUAAGUAACUAAACAGAGACGACGGUCUGGCUCUCGCUCUUAGUAACUUGGAAAUUUGGUUUUCAA
Camelina sativa (false flax) is the source of this 1514-nucleotide messenger RNA. The record is from RefSeq and is a predicted model, not a curated record. NCBI's taxonomy places the organism in Eukaryota, Viridiplantae, Streptophyta, Magnoliopsida, Brassicales, Brassicaceae.